AUGGAGGUGAGGGCACGAGCUCCGGGGAAGAUCAUACUCGCCGGAGAGCACGCUGUGGUUCAUGGAUCAACAGCCAUAGCCGCCGCCAUAGAUCUUUAUACUUAUGUCUCCCUUCGCUUCCCUACCCCUUCUGAUAAUGAUGAUACACUAAAACUCCAUCUGAAGGAUAUGGAUUUCGAGUUUUCGUGGCCAGUAGGAAGAAUCCAAGAAGCUAUUCCUGAAUUGGGUAGUCUUAGUGCUUCCUCACCAACAUCAUGCUCACUGGAGAUCACUAGAGCAAUUGCAGCUCUAGUUGAAGAACAGAACAUUCCCGAGGCAAAAAUAGGGCUCGCCUCUGGUGUUUCAGCAUUUCUCUGGCUCUACAUCGCCAUUCAUGGGUUUAAACCAGCAAAAGCAACUGUUACUUCUGAGCUUCCACUCGGAGCCGGCUUGGGUUCAUCUGCGGCCUUUUGUGUUGCUUUGUCAGCUGCCCUACUGUCUUUGUCAGAUUCUUUACAACUUGAUUUCAGCCACCAGGGUUGGCAAAUGUUUGGGGAGAGUGAGCUUGAUCUGGUGAACAAAUGGGCCUAUGAGGGCGAAAAAAUUAUACAUGGGAGGCCAUCCGGAAUUGACAAUACAGUUAGCACAUACGGUAACAUGAUUAAAUUCAAGUCAGGUGAAUUGACAAGGAUAAAGACAAAUAUGCCAUUGAAGAUGUUGAUAACUAAUACGAAAGUAGGGAGAAACACAAAAGCAUUGGUUGCUGGUGUUUCAGAAAGGACAACGAGGCAUCAAAGUGCUAUGGCUGCCGUAUUUAACGCUGUUGAUUCCAUCAGUAAUGAAGUUGCUGCGAUUAUUCAAUCACCAGUUUCUGAUGAUCUUGCCAUAACUGAGAAAGAAGAGAAACUAGAGGAGUUAAUGGAAAUGAAUCAGGGUUUGCUUCAGUGUAUGGGAGUCAGCCAUGCUUCCAUAGAAACGGUGCUACGAACAACCCUAAAAUACAAGUUAGCGUCUAAGUUGACUGGAGCUGGUGGAGGAGGAUGCGUUUUGACACUCCUACCAACUUUAUUAUCAGGGACAGUAGUUGAUAAAGUGAUUGCAGACUUGGAAACAAAUGGGUUCCAAUGCCUGACUGCUGGAAUUGGUGGCAGAGGCUUGGAGAUUUCCUUCAGCGGUACCUCGUGA
Molecule: messenger RNA, 1164 nt
Organism: Oldenlandia corymbosa var. corymbosa
Lineage: Eukaryota; Viridiplantae; Streptophyta; Magnoliopsida; Gentianales; Rubiaceae
Source: the annotation of a GenBank genome assembly